AUGCUGUAUCUUAUUCGACAGUUUCACGUGUCUGGCCUUAAGAAAAUUGAGACGCAUUCAAUAAGCAAUGAUGUUGGAGAGACAGAAAAGCGCCUUUCCAUCAACUGUACCAUCAAUUACGGUAACUGGUCAAAAUUGUCAAGACCAUUAGUUGGCUUGUUGAGCUUCCCUAGGUCAGGAAAUACGUGGACUCGUCAUUUGCUGGAACUUGCAACAGGGAUUUACACUGGAUCUCUUACUAAUGCUGGUGGUCUAUAUCGCAAAGGGUUGAAAGCGGAAUUCGAUGAUCCACAGUUGGGACGUGCUUUGGUAUACAAAUCUCAUCAUUAUACUGAACUCUUUAAGUCUGGUAUAUUACUCAUCAGAAACCCAUAUGACUCGUUGAUCUCGUGGCACAUCUUUAGACUUAGUGGAUUCAUGGGAAACCCGACCCUUGAAGUUUUCAGAAACAGUACAGUUUGGAUUAAUUUUGUAAAACAUCAUUAUGUAAAAUGGUUGAAGCUAAUUGCGACUUCUUUGGAAUCAGGAAUGCCGAUUAUAAUAGUACGUUAUGAAGAUUUAGUGCACAAUCCAUUGCGUCAACUGGACAGGAUGUUACAAUUUAUGAACAUGACAUUAACCGCAGAACGUGUUGAGUGCAUAAACACGGACUUAGAGGGCGUGUUUCACCGGCGACAUCCCGAUAAAUUUUAUUUUGACCCAUUUUCUCAAGAGUUGCAUGACAUUAUCGAUGAAGAUAUUCGAAUAGUAAACAAUAUGUUGAAGAAAAGAAAAGAAGACCCUGUGCCAAUGCCAAAGUAUGAUGACGAAUUAUAA
Saccoglossus kowalevskii is the source of this 816-nucleotide messenger RNA. RefSeq names its product sialate:O-sulfotransferase 1-like. Gene Ontology annotation, molecular function: sulfotransferase activity. Lineage: Eukaryota; Metazoa; Hemichordata; Enteropneusta; Harrimaniidae. The record is from RefSeq and is a predicted model, not a curated record.